UAUUGUCAUAUGCGUUUAUCUUCACUCUGAUGAGAGCUCAGACGUGAUAACACCUGUGGUUCCCCAUCCUGGUAGGAGCUGGCGUGACAGCUGCUGGCUGCCUCCUUUUCAUUAGCCAGAGCUAUUGGAUUUCCCACCCAGAAUCUUUAGGCAAAUGAGAUCAUGAUUCUGGAAGGAAGUGGUGUAAUGAAUCUCAACCCCAGCAGCAGCCUCCUUCACCAGCAGCCAGCCUGGACAGACAGCUACCCCACGUGCAAUGUUUCCAGCGGGUUCUUCGGAGGCCAGUGGCAUGAAAUCCAUCCCCAGUACUGGACCAAGUAUCAGGUGUGGGAGUGGCUGCAGCACCUCCUGGACACCAACCAGCUGGACGCCAGCUGCAUCCCUUUUCAGGAGUUUGACAUCAACGGCGAGCACCUGUGUAGCAUGAGUCUGCAGGAGUUCACAAGGGCAGCAGGCACGGCGGGACAGCUUCUCUACAGCAGCUUGCAGCAUCUCAAGUGGAAUGGCCAGUGCAGCAGCGACCUGUUCCAGUCCACGCACAAUGUCAUUGUCAAGACUGAACAAAACGACCCUUCUAUUAUGAACACAUGGAAAGAAGAAAACUAUUUAUAUGACACCACCUAUGGUAGCACAGUAGAUUUGUUGGACAGCAAAACUUUUUGCCGGGCCCAGAUCUCCAUGACAACCACUGGUCACCCUCCUGUUGCAGAGUCACCUGACAUGAAGAAAGAGCCAGACCACCCUACCAAGUCGCACACCAAAAAGCACAACCCAAGAGGGACCCAUUUGUGGGAAUUUAUCCGUGAUAUCCUCCUGAACCCAGACAAGAACCCAGGGUUAAUCAAGUGGGAAGACCGGUCUGAGGGCAUCUUCAGGUUCUUGAAAUCAGAAGCCGUGGCUCAGCUAUGGGGAAAAAAGAAAAACAACAGUAGCAUGACAUACGAAAAGCUCAGCCGGGCCAUGAGAUACUACUACAAAAGAGAAAUUCUGGAACGGGUAGAUGGACGCAGGCUGGUGUAUAAAUUUGGGAAGAAUGCUCGUGGGUGGAGAGAAAAUGAGAACUGAGGCUGCCACCUCUUGGAACACAAAGCAAAACAUGCACCAGAUAAAUAAUAACCAGCAAAGAACUCCUGGACGGAAAUAUUUCAAAGACUACUUUUCUCUGAUAUUUAUGUACCACGAGGAGAAACAUCGACUUCUAACGGCAAGAAGGAACACUACAGUUGAUGGAAAGUUUUUUGUUACUUUGAAGUAUGUCCUAUAUGGGGAACAAAUGUACACAGUUUUCUGUGAAAUAUGAUGCUGUAUGUGGUCACGAUUUGUUUUUGCCUCUGUCGUGAAGCUUUGAUUUCCAUCUGAAGAAUAACAGGGCUUAUUGCCUUGUGCUUCUUGCUAAGAGAAAGAAAAAAAUCCAGAGGGCAUUAAAUGUUUUCAUAUGCAAAAUGAUUUAGGAAAAGACUAUGUGUCCUUUGCACAUGAGCACCCGCAGGACCUCAGCUAGAGCGAGGACAUGGCUGUUGGGUUGAAGUUCAGAGUCUCAGAUUGAUGGGAUAAAUCAGAAGGGUGCUGGAAAGUUUAACCCGAUAUUUAAGAGCCAGAGAGUGAAGAAUGGGGGAUUUCUAGAAUCUAGGGUGGGCUAUAAUCAAUGCAUAAUCACGUGACUUUGAAUGUUUCAAUCAGUGAGAAUAAUGGUGGGGGGCUUUAUAUUUAUUCAGAAUGAUUUAUCUGUUCUUCCUUUCUCCUAGAAUUGUUGGAGAAAACUUGGGGGGUGGGGUGGAGAGGAAGAGAAGAACUGUCCAGGGAAAACCCUCUGCGUGUAUUAAUUAUUACGAUCUGUCUUUGAAUCAUCUCUGUCCCAUCUGAACUCAUCUCAAAGUGAGUGGUUUAUUGCUGAGACUUGCAUUCAGAGGAAUGUUUUAAAACAAGAAAGAAAGAAAAGGCAUGGAGGAUAGAAAAGACAAACAGAAAAUUCAGCUCAGGAGUAAGGUUUUGGAAGCUUUUUCCCUAGUACUGGGAUUAUUCUGGAAUAGCUGGUGACCCACUUGACCAUGAAAUCCAGGAUAAAAAUUUGUAGACAAUUUGAAAAUUGAACAUCACGAUUCCUUGUGCAACUUUACUUUUUGGCUUCCUCAUGCUGUUGACUUUCUCCUUCAUCCUGCCUGUCUGUCUUCAUUGAUUAUAUGGAAUGAAAACUUGUGUUUAUAUUGAUUAGAUAGAAUGAAAACUUCAUCAGCCAAUAGAGCCCCACCACGGUGUCUUACCCGGCAAAGGUGAGGAAUUCAUACUAAGUGGUUGCUGAGUACUUGUAUAUAAAGAAGGCUGGAAGUAAGAAAAAUUAAAAAUUCAUUUUACUUACAAUGAGGACUAUUGUGGGUAGUGAUCUUGGAGCACCCAUGAUCUACCUUCUGAAAAUAGAGACAAAUUCAUUUCAUUUCUAUAUAGUUUGGUCAACCUCACACGGCUUUUAUUAACAAGUAACAGUUAUUGAGAGGACUCAGAAAAGUACCACUGAAGAGCAAAGAUCGGCUAUGGAACUCAGGUUAUUUCUGCAUAAAAACACCUUACUUUCUAAAGUUAAAAAACAUGCAGACCUUCCCACCAUCUGGCUACCUGUGUAAACAUGCAGGUGUUUGUGCAUCCCCGAGUGUCUGAACUGUGUGAAGCUGUUGGAUUAUCUGCUCAUUUUCUGCCACUCUUUCCCUGGCUUUGCCUGUUCAUCAUCUCCACUAGCUAAAUCUUCACUGUGCUCACCCUUCUUCAAACCUAGAGGUUCCGUACACCCCCUCCUGAGGGGCUUUGGCUCUUUCCACAGCCUUUCUUUGAGGAACAGUCUUUGCUAUGCAGUAGUUAAGUCUGGGAAGGACUAAAGAGAACAGUUUUUGCAGAUAAGCAGCAAAUUGUGUUAUUCGUUGAAAGUGACAGUUCUUUGGCACCUGGCACCUAUUGAAGUAGGCUCCGGUAUUAAGUUCUCAGCGUAUCUCUCUGUUGUCUUGGCUUGACUUUGCUGCAUUUUCUAUGUGCUAUUCGUGACUUGGAGAUCACAAGGUAAUCGAGCUAUGCCAACCUGGGGUGUGAACAGAAUACUUCCUACUAGUGUUAAAAGGGAGUGCAAAGGUCUCCUGAGGAAUGUCCCCUUUGUUUUGGGGCUACAGCUUCUCACUUGAGAAACUUAUCUGAUGGAUGUCCACCUACUCACUGAACAGUCUCCUAAAAUCUCUUUAAAUCAAAGGCUCUGUUCUCCUUUCUUAGCAAGUUAUGGGAAACUAAGUCACACGCUCGACUGCUAAGUCUUCACAAGACUUAGAUCAUCUGAGACACCACUUGUGUUGAUAAAAUCUGACCAAGGUCCUGGCUCUCAGAACACACAGUUUCUUGAAGGUGCCACCUGAGCAGGGCAGACCCAAGUUACGAGCUUUCCUCUGAACAUGCUGAUCCUUUUUUUAAAGUUCUUAUCUCACCGGAUUGUAAGCUCUUUGACCCCAGGGAUCAUGUCUUCUUGCUAUUGUUUCUCUGGUACCUGGCAUGAUGCAGGUACCACAGUAUAUAUCUCUUGAAUUAAUGAGCGAAUGCCUUCUAGAAGACUUCUCUGAUUGGGAGGCCAUAUCUAUAAUUGGAACAUGAAUCAUUUCUUCACUGGAAUAUGAGACCACAGUCAAAUCUUCCAGGAUAUAUUAUCUAUUAUGAACAUUUUACUGUGAGACUUUUUACUUUCCCUUUCCCACCAGCGCUGAAACGAAAUCCAAACAGGCUGUUUGGUUCCACAAGUCAGCGUGUGUUGGAGGAGAAUUCUGUUAACUUAUGUGGAACUGUGACACUUCUCUGGUACAAGGCACCCGUAAUUAACCCCUUGACGCCAAUGAAGAUUAUGAAUGUGUUUAUACAAUGUAAAUUGCUAUUUAAGCAUAACAGAGUUGUAAGUUUUGGUAUUUUGGGGUUGGUUUUUAUUUUAUUUUUCUUUUUGAGGGAUCUUUUGAUAAGGUUAGUAGUACAUGUUAGAUUUUCGUUUUGCAAGUGUGUUGUUUUUCAGAUGUCUAAACUAUAAGAAAAGGUAAGGCACUAAGGGGGCAAAUAAUUAUAUUAUUCUAUAGUUUUCUAACAAAAGCAUUUGGUGAGUGCCUACCGCAUGGAUCCAUAUACAUGAGGAGCUUGUCUUAUUAUGCAGAGUACAGCAGAUCGUCCAUGUGAACUUACAGGAUGGAAGAACAUCACAGUACUCCAACAUCUGAACAAAAUUACCCUCAGUUUUGGUUCUCAGGAUUUGGUUUCUGGAAUCAUACAGCAUUGAAAGAAAGAAACAGAAAAAAAAAAAAAACCGUUGAGACUUUGUGUAAUAAACCUUGGAAACAUGCAGGCCUUUACAAGUUGAACUAAAUUGGGAUUAAUCUUUCUGUAGCUAUCUAAAUAAGUCUUGUUCUUCUUGCCAUCUGGCUUCUGGGUUGACAGUUUGUGGAAAGCUACCCUACUGCUUCUAUUUUUUUUUUAAACAGAAAUCUUUCCCUUUAAACUAUGUUAAACUGAGCAUUCCUAUUUUAUUAGAAAAUUAUAUUUUUCAAAAUAUGGGUUUUUUUUUUUUUUUUGGUUUGUUUGAUGGGCCCCAGAAAACACUAAUAAAACAUACAGAAACCAUCCUGUAAA
Molecule: messenger RNA, 4635 nt
Organism: Cavia porcellus (domestic guinea pig)
Lineage: Eukaryota; Metazoa; Chordata; Mammalia; Rodentia; Caviidae
Gene: Ehf
Product: ETS homologous factor
Exons: 9
Coding region: 163-1065 (300 amino acids)
Biological process (GO): regulation of transcription by RNA polymerase II; cell differentiation
Cellular component (GO): nucleus
Molecular function (GO): DNA-binding transcription factor activity, RNA polymerase II-specific; sequence-specific DNA binding
Source: RefSeq, a predicted model, not a curated record